GGUGCCUUGUAGUCGUCAGUCUCCAAAUCCAUUCUGGGAACCUCGUGAGGCAGGUGUAGGCAUCUCCAAGACAUGGAGCCGUCCAGUCUCCUCCGGGGCCGCUGGCCGUGAGAUAAGAUUAGCUGCUCGGGCGACCUAGCUCCAGGAACCCUUAAUUUUGGGGAUGCUUGGAGAGAAUGAGAAACAGCCGGGACAGGCUCCUGAGCCGUUACCGCAGGGCUGGAGGCAAUAUGGGAGAGAGAAAGCAGAAGGCUCUUCUUGUGCAGGAAGUGAUGGAAGAAGAGUGGAAGGCUUUGCAGUCAGUGGACAGUGCUCCGGCAGCGGUGGCUCAGUUGGAGGAGCUAAUGGAUCUGACUGUGCUGGAAGAAAUCCAACAAGAGUUGUUUGACCAAGAACAGUCCAUCAUUAGUGAGUAUGAAAAGAGUUUGCAGUUUGAUGAGAAGUGCUUCAACAUCAUACUGGCUGAGUGGGAAACAAAUCCCCUCAUUUGUCCUGUGUGUACAAAGUACAACCUGAGAAUAGCAAGUGGUGUGGUCAUGUGUCAGUGUGGCCUAUACAUCCCCUCUCAUUUGACAGAACAGAAACUUCGUACCUGUUUAGAGGACACUGUGAAUGAGCACAGUACACACUGUACUCACACACCUAAAUUUUCUCUCACUGAAGGAAUAGAAGAAAAACCUUGCCUUCUCAUGAGUUGUCUGGUUUGUGACACUUGGACUGUGAUCAUCUAGAGACAGCCCUGACUUACAACAGUCCACUGAGUUGAAAACAACUGGUUCCACCUGAGAAGGGCCUUGUUAAAACAAGAAAACAAACACUUAUAGACUUUGUUGGUUUUUGGGCCACAGCUGUGAUUACUCCUGGCUCUGCACUCAGCAAUAACUCCUCCUAGGGCUUAGGGCGCCUAUGUGUUACAGAGUAUCAAAACCAGAUUGGCUGCAUGUAGCACACACCUUACCGUCCCCAUAUACUUAUUUUGCAUUAAAAGUUCCCAAACUGGGGCCAGGGCAAUAGCACAGUGGGCAGGGUGCUUGCCUUGCACACAGUCAAUCCAGGUUCGAUGCCCAACACAGCCAGGAGUGAUCUUGAGCUCAGAGCCAGAAGUAACUCUGAGUACCUCCUGGUGUGGCCAAAAUAACUAACUAAAUAAAUAAAU
Molecule: messenger RNA, 1156 nt
Organism: Sorex araneus (European shrew)
Lineage: Eukaryota; Metazoa; Chordata; Mammalia; Eulipotyphla; Soricidae
Gene: RPAIN
Product: RPA interacting protein
Exons: 7
Coding region: 177-731 (184 amino acids)
Biological process (GO): protein import into nucleus
Cellular component (GO): PML body; nucleus
Source: RefSeq, a predicted model, not a curated record